Molecule: messenger RNA, 1503 nt
Organism: Penicillium canescens
Lineage: Eukaryota; Fungi; Ascomycota; Eurotiomycetes; Eurotiales; Aspergillaceae
Product: MATE family efflux transporter
Exons: 2
Coding region: 1-1503 (500 amino acids)
Biological process (GO): xenobiotic detoxification by transmembrane export across the plasma membrane
Cellular component (GO): membrane
Molecular function (GO): antiporter activity; xenobiotic transmembrane transporter activity
Source: RefSeq, a predicted model, not a curated record
AUGCCCGAUCUCGAUAAUGACAGUGUGUCAAGCAACCCUCCACCAAACGAGCAUACCUCACUCCUGUCCAAACCAAUUGACGAUGCACCAUCAUGGAACGAAAACCCAGAAGGAAGCCCUUACUCACGAGACCUCAUCCUCGCCGAAUUCUGGCUAUUGCUCAAAGACUCGAUCCCCGUGAUCCUAGCAUACGCGCUACAAAACAGCCUCCAAACCGUAUCAGUGCUGAUAAUCGGCCGCUCAUCACCACAAAAUCUGGCAACAAGUGCAUUUUCACAGAUGUUCGCCAUGGUCACUGCGUGGAUGAUUGCACUCGGCGGUACAACGGCCUUGGAUACACUUGCCUCAUCUUCAUUCACGGGCAGCGCCAACAAACAUGAUCUGGGAAUCCUGCUCCAACGCGGGUUUCUGGUUCUUGGUCUUUUCUAUAUACCCGUUGCUAUCCUGUGGGCUUGUUCUGAACCAGUCUUUCUCUUCCUGGGACAAGAUCCGCAACUUUCUCAUGAUAGUGCGCGGUUUUUGACUUGUUUGAUUCCUGGGGGUCUUGGUUAUAUCUAUUUUGAAGUCAUGAAGAAGUAUUUACAGGCGCAAGGAAUCAUGCGAGCAGGAACAUACGUCCUUCUUAUUACAUCGCCACUCAACGCCGGACUCAACUAUCUAUUCUGCUACACAUUCGAAAUUGGCCUUCUAGGUGCCCCCUUGGCAACAGGCCUCUGUUACUGGCUCUCAUUUGCCUUGUUAGUCCUCUACGCACGCUUUAUUAAUGGCUCCGAAUGCUGGGGCGGAUGGUCGCGUGAGGCCUUCCAAAACCUAGGCAUAUUCGCCAGACUAGCCCUCCUCGGUGUUGUCCACGUUGGCACAGAAUGGUGGGCCUUUGAGAUUGUGGCAUUGGCAGCCGGGCGCCUUGGAACAAUCUCCCUCGCUGCCCAGAGUGUCAUCAUGACUGCGGACCAAGUACUCAACACAAUCCCCUUCGGAAUUGGAGUUGCCACUUCCGCACGCAUUGGAAACCUACUUGGGAGUAGAGACAGCACCGGAGCUGCGCGGGCAGCGCAUACAUCUGCAGUGCUCAGCAUGGUCUUCGGUGGAGUUGUGCUGGCCGUUCUUAUUGGGACACGGGACCACUUCGCGAAGAUAUUCAAUGAUGAUAGGAGCGUUGUGCAGCUAACUGCUAAAGUCUUGCCUUAUGUGGCGCUUUUCCAGAUUGCUGAUGGGCUCAAUGGGAGCUGUGGCGGGAGUUUACGUGGUAUGGGACGGCAGCAUGUGGGUGCUUUGGUUAAUUUGGUGAGUUACUAUUGUGGUGCGUUGCCGCUCGGUAUUUGGCUUGCGUUCCAUGGCUGGGGGCUUCAGGGUCUGUGGGUUGGUCAGUGUAUUGCGCUGUAUUUGGUUGGGGUUUUCGAGUGGGGGAUUGUUGCUCGUAGUUCAUGGGAUGUUGAGGUUCGGAAGGCGUUUCUACGAAUGGAUGUACAUGAGACCCUAGAAGAUGGGGUUGAGCGGGAGUAG